GUCCGUUACGAGUUGGGAAUAGAUUUGGGGAUUGGCUGCUAUGCUUUCCUGAAAACCCUAAUUUGAAACUGAAUGUCCUUGUGAUGGCGAUUCGAUCGGUAUUCGAUUCUUCCGCCAUUAGAACCGAGUUUGAGAAGGCCGGAAUCAACACCAAUUUCAUCCAUCUAAUAUGGAAGUAUGUGAUUCAGAACCCUAAUUGUGAAUUGGACGAAGUUCCUUCUUUGCCAGCCGCAGCUUACCCACUUCUUCGCUCCAAGUUCAAACCCUCCACUUCUACUCUUCACUCCGUCAUCGAAUCGAGCGAUGAGGUCACUACUAAGCUUCUCAUUAAGUUGCAGAAUGGAGCAUUUGUGGAGGCUGUGAUCAUGAGGUAUGAUUCGCGUUUGGGAAAAUAUAAUGGAAAGCCUCGGCCUGGUGGUCUGAGGUCAACCUUGUGCAUCUCCUCUCAGGUUGGUUGCAAAAUGGGUUGCAAAUUCUGUGCAACUGGAAGCAUGGGAUUUAAAAAUAAUCUAUCAUCGGGAGAAAUAGUGGAACAACUGGUGCAUGCCUCCCGCUUAUCGCAGAUACGUAAUGUUGUCUUCAUGGGAAUGGGGGAGCCAUUGAAUAACUAUGCUGCCUUGGUAGAAGCUAUCCGGGUGAUGACAGCAUCACCAUUUUGGUUGUCACCUAAAAAAAUUACUGUUUCAACUGUAUGAGCUACAAAACUCUUCUCUGUUUAUCAUUAACUUAUAAAGGAUGUUAAGUCUGCAGUAUACGGCUCUUGACUGGCAUACAUGGCUACUGUUGAAC
Ilex paraguariensis (yerba mate) is the source of this 789-nucleotide messenger RNA. The record is from the annotation of a GenBank genome assembly. NCBI's taxonomy places the organism in Eukaryota, Viridiplantae, Streptophyta, Magnoliopsida, Aquifoliales, Aquifoliaceae.